Molecule: messenger RNA, 1695 nt
Organism: Acanthaster planci (crown-of-thorns starfish)
Lineage: Eukaryota; Metazoa; Echinodermata; Asteroidea; Valvatida; Acanthasteridae
Source: RefSeq, a predicted model, not a curated record
UGCCGGUGUCUGUUGCAAUUCACAUUUUCGUUUUUGGAACUAGUGGAGUAACAGUCUGAACGUCAUGAUUCAUCACAAUGUCAUUCAUGUUCAAUACUACGAGAGUCGAUCGAAUUCAACCGAAAUGAUGUGAAAGUCGCUCCAGAUCCAUAACAUAACCACUACGCCGGGUAAUCCAAACACUCACUCAGGCCAACACGCAGGCGAUGAUGUGGGGUAUGCCCAGAUUAAUGCACGGUGUACAGCUACUUUUGGACCGUUGGCAAACGCAGCAAACGGCGUUUAUGUUUACGUUUAAUCUCCACACGAUCUACCCCUCCACUUUCUGUCGCCCGUCCAAUCCAUCCGUCUGCAGUAAUAAAUUAUUUUCUCUCGAAAUUUUGGUUUCCCAAUUUCUAUAACUGUUCGAUCUCAACAGACACUCCGUAAAUUUACAAAGCGAACUGAAACACGUCCAAGAUGGGUGCCUUACCACUGCGAGGGGAUCAGUAUCGCGUUCUAGCCAAUAUCGCUAAUGGUGAACAGUGAGAACAGCACAAAUGGCAGAGUUCUGACCAAUAAGCAGUCUUCCAAGGUCAGCAAUUUUACACUUCAGGGGAACCGUUGCAUCCAACCCCAUACGUACCAGCAACAAAUGGAGUCAUUCAUUUUAAAGACUCUCGAAAAUUUAUACACCGACAUUUGGAAAUAUUUCUUGCAUUCUUCUGCAAGGCUAGUAUAAAGGUAUCUCAUCACUUUUCCAAACUAAUCUCCAGACAAGAGGCAACGCAUUAAAUGUCCCGUAGUGCGUAAAAAUUGCGCAGAAGUACUUUUAGGUUUCGUAUGCAGCUAGUGCACGAUGUUUGCUCCUGUAGUUAUAGUCUGAUGCUAAAUGGCAGUCAAUUAUUUCUGUCCACUUCAGUAAGAGUAAAUCAAGGUCGACAAAUAAUUAGAAUCACAAAGUAUUUCGACAAAUCAGGAACGAUAUGAAAUGCAUUCAUCCUCUGGGGAACAUUUUUCCUGACACUCGCAAAGCUGGUGUUAGUUUCUUUGACCGUUUCUGGCCCAAAAAAAGAAGCUGCAGAGAUGACGCUGUUGUACAAAACGGUUGUCAUGGCAACCUUUAUCUACAUAUGCGUGCUAUCAUCAGGAAAACCGAUUGGCCCGUACCAUGAUAUUGAAGUGAAAGAACCAACUGCCAUGCCUAUAAGGUCCAAGACUGGUCGCGACUUCAAGAUUAAAGAACCAACUGCCAUGCCAGUGGAGUCCAAGACUGAUCCCGACUUCAAGAUCAAAGAACCAACUGCCAUGCCUGCGGGUCCAAGACUGGUCCAGACUUCAAGAUCAAAGAACCAACUGCCAUGCCUGCUGGGUCCAAGACUGGUCCAGACUUCAAGAUCAAAGAACCAACUGCCAUGCCUGCUGGGUCCAAGACUGGUCCUGACUUCAAGAUUAAAGAACCAACUGCCAUGCCUGCUGGGUCUAAGACUGGUCCCGACUUCAAGAUCAAAGAACCAACUGCCAUGCCUGUUGGGUCCAAGACUGGUCCUGACUUCAAGAUUAAAGAACCAACUGCCAUGCCUGUUGGGUCUAAGACUGGUCCUGACUUCAAGAUUAAAGAACCAACUGCCAUGCCUGCUGGGUCUAAGACUGGUCCAGACUUCAAGAUCAAAGAACCAACUGCCGUUCUUUUUUGUGCAUCAUUUUAUUUUGUAA